AUGAAGAGAAAUGAGAGAGUUGUGAAGUGGUUAAAUGAUGCAAAGCCAUAUUUGGGAGUGGCGUUCUUGCAGCUCAGCAACGCAGGCUCCGCAAUCAUUUCAAAGGUUGCUCUAAAUCAAGGAAUGAACCCUUUCACUUUCACCGUCUACCGAAACGUCAUCGCAGUCGUUUUCUUCUCUCCGUUUGCCAUAUAUUUUGAAAGGUAUCUUUGUCGAAAGCUCUCUUCGCUAACAGCCCUAGCCUCCAUCUUCUUCAAGAUAAUGUUGCUUGCCUUAUUAGAGCCGGUUCUCAACCUGAAUUUAUAUUACAUAGGAAUGAGAUACUCAACAGCAACAUUUGCGGUGACAAUGAUAAACCUUGUUCCUGCCGUAACAUUUUUGUUAGCUUGGAUCUUUAGGCUUGAGAACGUGAAAAUAAAGACAUUGCAUAGCCAAGCAAAAAUAAUUGGGACAACAUCAGCAAUUGGUGGGGCCAUGAUUAUGACGCUUGUUAAGGGACCCACCAUAGUAUUGCCCUGGACUAAACAUUCAAACGACAUCGUAUCUCAUUCCACUCAACACGUUGUGAAUCAGCAUAAUGAUCCCAUUAAGGCUGCGCUCUUGCUCACAGCAAGUUGCUGCUGUGGAGCCAGUUUUGCAAUUGUUCAGGCAAUUACGCGAAAGUCAUACCCGGUCGGGCUUUCUCUCACAACUUUGAUAUGCAUGGUAGGGGCGCUACAAGUCAGUAUAUUGACCUUAAUACUCGAGAGGGGAAAUGCUUCCGUCUGGUCCUUACACUGGGACAUCACGCUCUUAACUUAUGUUUAUCAUGGUUUAGUUAGGUCAGGGGUUGUUUAUUAUAUAUCAGGGAUAAUAAUGAAGGUAAAAGGACCUGUUUUCGUCACUGCAUUCAAUCCCAUAGGCAUGGUUAUAGUCGCCAUCAUUGGUUCCUUUGUGCUUUCUGAGAAAUUAUACUUGGGAAGGGUUUUGGGAGCAGUGGUUAUUUUUGUUGGCUUGUACCUGGUUAUAUGGGGUAAAUCCAAGGAUCAAACUUCACCAAAUAAUGAUCAAAAUGAUGCACUUCCAAUUGAUCAUAAGCACCCACAAGUUCAAGGCCUCAACAAGGAUAUUAUAGUGGUUUGA
Molecule: messenger RNA, 1122 nt
Organism: Ipomoea triloba (trilobed morning glory)
Lineage: Eukaryota; Viridiplantae; Streptophyta; Magnoliopsida; Solanales; Convolvulaceae
Product: WAT1-related protein At2g39510-like
Exons: 7
Coding region: 1-1122 (373 amino acids)
Cellular component (GO): plasma membrane
Molecular function (GO): transmembrane transporter activity
Source: RefSeq, a predicted model, not a curated record